GCUAGCUCAAUUAUUGCAUCCACUUCUCCCAGAGUGACUGUUGACCAGCUGAUAUCACAUCCCCUCCUCCUCACUCCCCUUCUCCUCCACUAGGCAGGUAGUAGUAAAUCUGAAGCACCAUCGCCUUCACUGGGAAAAAUCUGUCCAGGUUAAUUACAUAUAUAGUGACUGCAAAUGGAACACAAAGCUAGCACUGCGCGAAGUGACCUGGAGCAGAUGUUAGUCGAUGAAACCGCACUGCCCAAGGCCCUGCCACUAUCACUUUUGGAGGAAAUCACAGAUGAUUUCUCUGAUGAGCAGGAGAUUGGACGUGGUGGAUUUGCAGUGGUUUAUAAGGGAAUACUUGGCGAUAGGGCGAUCGCCGUGAAGAGGCUGUCCAAAGCUUAUAUGCAUGAAAGAGAAUUUCAUAGAGAGGUUCGAUGCCUGAUGCGGGUAACGCACAAAAAUGUUGUAAGAUUUCUGGGAUAUUGUGCUGACACCCAAGGAAGCAUGGAACGGUACGACGGAGAACUUGUCAUGGCAGAUGUGCGACAAAGAUUGCUUUGCUUCGAGUAUAUACCUAAAGGGGGUCUUGAUAAGUAUAUCAUGGAUGCAAAUCGUGAGUGGACAACAUGCUAUAAAAUAAUUAAAGGGAUUUGUGAGGGUCUACAGUACCUUCAUGAGAAGCAUAUUAUUCACUUGGAUCUUAAACCGGCCAAUAUAUUGCUUGAUGACAACAUGGUGCCGAAAAUCACUGAUUUUGGCUUAUCAAGAUGCUUCAACGAAAAUCAAAGCCGGGAUAUUACCAAAACUAUCUUAGGAACAAUGGGAUAUUUGGCACCAGAACUUCGUGAAGGGGGUGUAAUUGCACGCAGCGAUGACUUGUAUAGUCUUGGUGUUAUCAUCAUAGAAGUACUGACCGGACAGAAGGGUUAUCAAGCGACCGAGGAUGUACUUGAAAGUUGGAGUGAUAGGCUGGAGAGAUCACAGCGAGACACACUAUCAGAACAAAUACGAGUAUGCUACAAGAUAGCUUUAGAAUGCAGAGACUUCAAUCCAAAAAAGAGACCAGCUAGUGCACGUGACAUACUUGACAGGCUUCACGAAUUGGAGAGUAUCCAGGAGCUCCGCAAGAGCGCCAUUGGCAUCCUGGAGUUGGCCAUCCUGGGCGCGCGUGGCCUGGUGCCAAUGAAGGACAAGGAAGGGCAGCAGCUCACGGACCCUUACUGCAUCGUCAAGUACGGCGAGAAGUGGGUGCGCACAAACACGCUGCUCAACACCCUCGAGCCGCGGUGGAACGCGUUGUUCACCUGGGACGUGUUCGAUCUCAGCACGGUCGUCACCAUCGCCGUUUUCGACGACUGCCACCUCUUCUCCUCCUCCCACGGCCGGCAUGAUGCCAGGGACCAGCAGAUCGGCAAGACACGUAUCCGCCUCACCAUCCUGGAGACCAACCGCGUGUACACGCAAUUCUACCCAUUGAUAGCACUGCAACCGGCAGGCGUGAAAAAGAUGGGGGAGCUCCAGCUUGGCGUUCGCUUCACCUGCAAGUCGUGGCCCAAAAUGCUGGCCAUGUACGGCAAACCGCUGCUCCAUAGGAUGAACUACAGCAACCCUAUCCCCGCGGGACAGCAGGACUACCUACGGUUCCAGGCGGUGCAGAUGGUGGCGAAGCAGUUGGAGCGGGCCGAGCCGCCCCUGCGGAAGGAGGUGGUGGAGUACAUGCUCGACGUCGACUCCCACAUGUUCAGCCUGCGCCGGCUCAAGGCCAACUUCUUCCGGCUCAUGUCCGUCUUCUCCGCCGUCAUCGCCGUUGGGAAGUGCUUAGACGGCAUCUGCAAGUGGAAGAAUCCGCUUAUCACGAUCUUGGUUCACGUGGUGUUCCUGACAUUGGUGUGCUACUCGGAGUUGAUCCUUCCGAUGGUGUUCCUGUGCAUGAUCAUGAUCGCGGCGUGGAACUACCGCUGCCGGCCACGGGUGCCGCCGCACAUGGACACGAGGGUGUCAUACGCGGAAGUGGCACACCCGGACGAGUUGGACGAGGAGUUCGACAUGCUGCCGCCACCAUACAUGGACACGGUGUUAUCGUACCUUGAUCAGGUGUACCCAGGCGAGCUGAACGAGGAGUUCAAUACGUCUAAGCUGGACGAGUACAUCGUGCGGAUGAGGUAUGAUCGACUGAGGAGCAUUGCCGGCCGGGUGCAGACCGUGAUGGGCGACCUGGCUACAGAGGUGGAGCGCAUUCAGUCGCUGCUCAGCUGGCACGACACCAGGGCAACUCCCAUCUUCAUCACCCUCUGCCUGAUGGUGGCCAUCGUACUGUACUUGAUGCCAUUCCGAGUGGUGGCCAUAGUGAUGGGGUUGUACUUCCUCCGCUCACCAUGGUUCCGGAGCAGGUCCAACAUGCUCAUCAACUUCUACAGGCGUUUUCCCUCCAAGAUCGACAUGGUGCUAUAAAAGGAAUGCAUGCAGCAUCCGUUCUUGUUCUUACCUUUGUUUAGGUUGAUUAUGUUACAUGAUUCUUAUCUAUUUUUAUGUUGUUGUGAAUUCUGUAGCACGUCACUCCUUC
Triticum dicoccoides is the source of this 2548-nucleotide messenger RNA. RefSeq names its product FT-interacting protein 7-like. The transcript has 7 exons. Gene Ontology annotation, biological process: protein phosphorylation. NCBI's taxonomy places the organism in Eukaryota, Viridiplantae, Streptophyta, Magnoliopsida, Poales, Poaceae. Bases 175 to 2436 code for a protein of 753 amino acids. Gene Ontology annotation, molecular function: protein kinase activity; ATP binding. The record is from RefSeq and is a predicted model, not a curated record.